UUAAUGACCUCCAAGAUUUAGCUUACGACAUGGAGGAUAUCUUGGAUCAUUUCGCAAUCGAAGCCCAACGUUACCAGUUGAAAAAGGCGGAGGAAGAUCAAGUUCAUGCACUAGAUGAUCACUCUCACCAUGGGAUUCUAGACAAUAUGGUGCAAACCAUUUAUUCAAGUGGCUCAAGAGCCGCGGGUAGUCUCUCCACCUUGUUCAACCCUGUUGAUCAAGACAUUCGGAAGAAGAUUGAUGAAAUUACAGAGCGCUUGCAAGAUAUAAAGGACCAGACCCAGAGUUUGAGCCUCACUGCAGCACACAUGUUGCAGCAGCAGACCCUCCAAACAGAAACUAUUCGACGCCAGAGAGAAUCCACUUCUUUGGUUGGCAAGGUUUUUGGAAGGGAUGACAAGAAAAAAGAGAUAAUUGCAAUGCUACUGAAAGAUGAUCAGAGUGCUGAGAAUUAUGAUGUGUUUUCAAUAGUUGGAACGGGUGGCAUUGGGAAGACGACCCUUGCUCAAGAUGUAUACAACGAUGAGCAACUGAAUGGUUACUUUGAUCUCAAGGCAUGGGUGUGCAUCUCAGAUGUGUUUGAUGUCAAACGUGUCACCGUAGAUAUUAUUAACUCGGCAACCCAGAGCAAUUUCGACUGUAGCAACUUGGAUCAGGCACAAGUGAAGUUGCAGGCAGUGCUAAAUGGCAAAAAAUUCUUUAUUGUUCUUGAUGAUAUUUGGAGCGACAAAUAUGAUGAUUGGUACAAACUGCAGGAGCCUUUCCAACACGGUGCAGAAGGAAGUAGAGUGAUAAUGACAACCAGAAUUGAAAGUAUUGCAAUGAUGAUGGUUAACAAUCCUACUCAACACAAUAUCAUCAAGUUAGAAAGUUUGUCAAAAGAUGAUUGUUGGCUUAUAUUUCAGCAGCAUGCAAAAGUAGAUUCUGACCUCACCGACUUGCGGGAUGUUAUCAUAGAAAAGAUUGAUGGAUUGCCUUUGGCCGCAAAAGCUCUAGGAGGUGUCCUUAAAAGUAGUCCAGACAAGAGCCAACGUAGAAAGAUAUUAGAGAGCAACGUUUGGGGUGAGAAGAGCAGUGUUUUACCGGUUCUCAGGUUGAGUUACCAUCAUAUGCCAUAUCAUUUGAAGCGUGUCUUUGCUUAUUGUUCUGUGUUUCCAAAAGAUUACAAGUUCAAAGAGAUGGAAGUUGUCUUACUAUGGAUGGCUCAGGGCUUCCUGCCAGAAACCCAAACUGAAAGUAUGGAAGAUAUGGGUCGCAAAUACCUUAAUGACUUGGUAUCAAGGUCAUUAUUUGAAAAAAGACUGUAUUGGGAAGGUGAGUUCAUCAUGCAUGACCUCAUCCAUGAUAUGGCUCAAUUGGCUGCGGGUGUAGUUUGUUAUGUGGCUGAUGCUGAUACACUGAGAUAUGUUAAGCCAAUUCGCCAUUUAUAUAUCACUAAAAAUGUUCAAACACUGGGAAAUGAUGAAAUCAUGGUUCCUCAAUUGCGAACUUUCUUAUGCAAAGAAAGUUUGCAAUUUGAAUAUUUAGAUCUCUUUAAAAAAUUUCAUUACAUACGCACUCUGAUUUUAUUUUCGUAUGGAAUUGAAGCUUUGCCAGAAUCUAUUGGUGAUUUAAAACACUUGUGCUACCUCGGUCUCGAACUCAAAAUAAUAAAAGUAUUGCCACAAUCAAUUAGGGAUCUCCAAACAUUGUGCUUGAAAGGCUGUGACAAACUUGAGAAGAUUCCGUACAUUGGAUUGCUUUUGCUAGACUUCGUCACCUAUACAUUGAUGACACAUCUUUAAAGGAGAUGCCUCUUGGAAUUGGGAAAUUAACAAACUUGCAAAGUUUGAAAAGAUUUAUGUUGGCAAGUGGAGGUGGGAUCAGAGUAAGGGAUUUAAGGAUGUUGAAUCAACUCCGUGGAAGAUUAAUUGUUUCUGGACUAGAAAAUGUGACACAUGUUGAGGAUGCACAGGAAGCCAAAUUGCAUAAAAAAGAGCGUUUUGAUGGAUUGUAUAUGAAAUGGGGAACUUGUAGAGAUGAGGUUGAUGACAAGACUAAGAGAGAUGUGAUUGAGAAGUUGCGGCCUUACACUUCCAUCAAAGAGUGUAUGUUAGAUGGGUACAUGGGGUCGACAUUCCCCAGUUGGUUGGGAGAUCCC
Messenger RNA from Chenopodium quinoa (quinoa), 2140 nucleotides. RefSeq names its product putative disease resistance protein RGA3. Gene Ontology annotation, molecular function: ADP binding. Gene Ontology annotation, biological process: defense response to other organism. Bases 30 to 1784 code for a protein of 584 amino acids. The transcript is spliced from 2 exons. Lineage: Eukaryota; Viridiplantae; Streptophyta; Magnoliopsida; Caryophyllales; Amaranthaceae. The record is from RefSeq and is a predicted model, not a curated record.